GCAUCCAAGGGUUGGUUAUCCCGAGGGAGGGAGAGGUUUCUCCAAAGKGAUUUCUCCACAAGCACACCGCUCUCUAAGCUAAUACUGCAAACACUGAACUCUGUGUGUCCAACACUCCCCGUGUCUCAGCUGCACUCUUCUCCCGCUCUCUUGCAGAUUCCCGUGUCCCGAAUCUCCCCGAUGCCAUUUCCUGCGGGSCAGGUCUCUCCCAGGGCACGUUUCCCCCUGUCCCUCGGCAAUCCGGGCAGGACAGGGGCCAGAACCUUGGCCGACAUCAAGGCAAGAGCCCAGCAAGCCAAAGCUCAGAGGGCAGCGGCCGCCGCCGCCGCCGCGGCCGGAGGGGCAGUGCCAGGACCCGGCCCGGGCGGGGGGAGACCCCCGGGCACGGGGGGAGACGGAAGAGGAACCAACAGAGCCGCCCAAACCUCAACUGGAGCAAACGCACUGGAACUGGCAGGAACUGGAAGCGGGGGAGGUUCGAGAAGGUUUCUUCCCCGUGCCCMGGUGGAGAGCGCGGCCGCGGAGCAGGGAGCUCCUCGCCAUCCUCCUGGAGCACAAUUACAGCCAGGAGGAGCCCCCGCGGCAGCCCCGGCGUUAGGGAGCGGUGCRGGGGUCACACCGAGCCCCCCGCGGGGCACGGGCACCCCGGGGACCCCUCCUGGCCUGGCUUUGGGGGCUCCAGGAGCUGGGAACGCACCCGGACCCGGUGGAACCCCGGCAGCGCCCGCGGCCUCGGGAGGGAGCGGCUCUGACGCUUCCAAAAGCAAAUCUUCCCCUGCGGCAUCCUCGGUGCCACCCGGAGCUCAGGCUGGAGCCGUCCCACCCUGCAGCAGCUCCUCGGURGCAGGCAGCCUUAAAUCCCCUCCAGGCGGGGCUUUGGCCAGAGCGAGCUCCAGCAUUCCGGCCAACAACCCUUUGGUGACGCAGCUGCUCCAAGGCAAGAGCGUCCCCCUGGAGCAGAUCCUGCCCAAGACGCUCACCAAAGCUGAAGUGAAAGCUGUCCCCGUGGUGGCUCAGGAUGAGAAGGGGACAGCGGGGAGUGGCACAGCCGGGGUGGGGGACAGACCCACGAGUUUCCCCCCGCAGCAGCUCGGGAAGAUCUUCUGCCAGAACAGAGCUCUGCCUCACAUUCCAAGGAGCUUCCCGCUCCCCUCGGGAAAAGAYCCCGCUCCUGAGCAGCAGCAGUGCCACGAGGGGCUGAGCAAAUCCACCCAGGAGCAGAUCCUGCAGACUCUGAUCAAAAGGGUGCAGAGGCAGAACCUGCUGCCCGUCCUUCAGCCCUCACAGCCCAACCUCCCGCRCUCAGGGUUGCCGGUGGAAAACAGCUCCACCAGUCAGAAAUUCAUGCUGGGCUUCACGGGCAGGAGGACGUCCAAACCUGCCAUGUCCGGCCAUUACCUGCUCAACAUCUCCACCUACGGCCGCGGCUCGGAGAAUUUGAGGAGGGGCUUUUCCCUAAACCCCGAGCCCCGCCUGGGGCUGAGCAGCCGGGAGGAGUUUGGGGAGUGCGAGGAGAUGAUGGCUGAGCGGGGCAGCAGCAGCAGCGAGGAGGAGGACGCGGAUGAUGAUGAUGAGAGCUCCGGGGGUGAACGGGAGCUCGGAGAGGAGCAGGGGGACAAAGAGCCCGGCUGGGAGAAGGAGAAGGAGAAGGUGGCAGUGUUGGAUGGCACGGCUCUGGCCCGGGAUCUGCUGCAGGCGGCACAGGAGCAAAUGGCCCACGCCAUGAGGGGCAAAACCCACGGCGGAACGGAGCUUUUGGGAACCCCGGAUUCAGCACAGCCCCCUCUUCUCCCUGCCCCGCACCCCACAAAGCUCCCUGCGAGCUACAGCGGCACCAUAAACGUCUCCACCUCAGCCGACGUGRCGCAGAGCUCGCUGGCGGGCGGCUUAUCCGAGUGCAAGCAGCUGGCCAGCUCCAUGGGCAACAACGUCAUGUCCUUCUCGGUGACCGUCACCACCAUCCCCGCCGGGCAGGSCCAGAGCCACGGGCAGAACCUCCCSGYGCAGGAUUGCGCCGUGGAGGAUCCCCCUUCCAAAUGUUACUGCAGGUUGAAAGCCAUGAUCAUGUGCAAGGGCUGCGGUGCCUUCUGCCACGACGACUGCAUCGGCCCCUCCAAGCUCUGCGUGUCCUGCCUGGUGGUGCGAUAACCAGGGAUGGCAUCUUUUGGGGGCUGCUUUUUGGGAAUUAUCUUGGGAAGAAACAGGAAUUUUUACUGCCUUGCACAAGAGACACGUUACUGAAUCAGGAAUAACAGAGCAGAGUCCUUUCGUUAAGGAAAGAGCACCUUUCUUGUACAGGGAGUCGGAAUCUCGCUCGGCUGCGUGAAUUGUGACGAGAGUUUGCACUUAAGGAAUUAUGUAAAUAUGCCACGUUAUUUUGUUGAAAAGGUAUUUUUUCAAUCUUUUAGGAGAUAGUGUUUGACUCGUACUGCAGUUCCCAGUGCCCCCACCUGCUCUGAGCACGCUUGCUGAGCUCUGCUCUCGGGGAAUCCAAGAUGUCUUGGUAAAAAGAACGGGAUAAUCCAAGUCUAGCCGUCUUGAGCUCAGUUUAGCCUGGUCAGGAAUCACCAGAACAGCUCCAUGAGUGGCACUGAGACCCUCCAAGAGCAGAGCUCACAAAGCUGAGCUUGGCCUGGCAGGAAUUUGCUCUCCUGGGCAUUCCCUGAGAGCUGGAGCUGCCAUCCCACAGUUGGGACAUGUGGGGACAUAAAAGUGUCACCCUCGGUCCUGCCGUGCUCCGGGAAGGGUUUUGUGCUCGUCCAAACCCCACCAUGGUCAGACAUCUCCAGUUUCUAUUCAAGAUUUUCUAUUUCCUGGGUGGAGGGAAAGGCAAAUGAGCGCCUGCCUGGGCCUGGCUGGGCCGCUCUUUGUGUUUGAGAUACCAAAUUAGGCUGAGUUUAGCUCGGCUAGGCCCAGCUUACAGAGGGGGGGCUGGGUGAUGGGGACACAGCUGGUGACACCUUGUCCCUUCCUGGAUUCCUUCCCCUGGAUGGAAGGAGGGACAGAAAAUUGAUGUUUUUUGAUGGAAAAGCACUGAAAUCACUUUUAAUCCAAAGGCCUUUUUUUUUUUAAGCUGAAGCAAUAUUCCCACAGCAGUGGGGGCAGCUGAGUGGUGCACGGGGUGUGCUCAGCCUUCCCUUCCCCUCCCCUUCUCCCCAAAACCCGCUGCUGAGGAGCACAAAACAUUCCCUGGAUGAUUUUCCAAGGAAAAAAAACGGUGCCCGAGGCUUCCAGAGCUCCAGGAGCAUUGGGAAAAUUCCCUCAAAACCAGGGAUUGCUGGGGUUGCACUCUGUGAUCUUGAGGAUCCCUUCCAGCACAGGAUAUUCCAUGAUUUAGGUGGUGAUGAUAAAAAAAAAAAAAAAAGGGAGUUGUAAAUUUGAUCCCGUGGUGAGGAGGAUUUAGGGAUUAGAAAUAAACUCAAACUUCUUAAAAUCUAAAACUGAAUUCUCAAAAAAAAAAAAAAAAAAAUGCACAAAAUUGUCCCCCACGAGCAUCUCACACCCGCAGUGGUGGUGGUG
Molecule: messenger RNA, 3519 nt
Organism: Malurus melanocephalus (red-backed fairy wren)
Lineage: Eukaryota; Metazoa; Chordata; Aves; Passeriformes; Maluridae
Gene: ASXL2
Product: ASXL transcriptional regulator 2
Exons: 1
Biological process (GO): animal organ morphogenesis; positive regulation of transcription by RNA polymerase II
Cellular component (GO): PR-DUB complex
Molecular function (GO): peroxisome proliferator activated receptor binding; DNA binding; chromatin binding
Source: RefSeq, a predicted model, not a curated record